This is a messenger RNA of Dendrobium catenatum, 1177 nucleotides long. RefSeq names its product LOB domain-containing protein 4. The coding region runs from base 381 to 947 and encodes 188 amino acids. The record is from RefSeq and is a predicted model, not a curated record. The transcript is spliced from 2 exons. NCBI's taxonomy places the organism in Eukaryota, Viridiplantae, Streptophyta, Magnoliopsida, Asparagales, Orchidaceae.
AUUUGCCGCUAGUGAAGCAAAAUCCUUGAAAAAGAAAAAUCCAUCAUAAAUAAUUUUUCCUUAUUUAAAAACUUAGCACUUACCACUUAAAAACAUUAUGGUUGUAAAUAGCAAACAUCACGUCAACAUUAAAAAAGAAAAAAAGACGAAAAAAGAUCUAAUGCCUGACCACAUGCAAAUGGUGCAUUCCCCCUCACCUCAAAACACUUCAAAUAGCCACCGCUGCCUCCUCCCUUCUCCAUCACUCUCAGCUCAUCACCUCUAUUCUUACCUGCUCCUUUUUCUUCUCCUCUCCAUUACUUCAGCUAACAUCCUCUUCUCACCUUCUUUUCGUCUGAGAGCAAUAAAAACAUAUAAAAAGAGGUGAAAGGAGGUCGAAGAUGGAAAGAGAAGGAAGGGAGAUGGUGGCCAGGAAGCAAGGCAGCGGUGGUGCAGCUGUGUCGCCGUGCGCUGCGUGCAAGCUGCUGAGAAGAAGAUGUGUGCAGGAUUGCAUAUUUGCACCUUACUUCCCCGCAGAUGAGCCACAGAAGUUUGCCACUGUGCACAAGGUCUUCGGAGCCAGUAAUGUCAGCAAGCUCUUGCAGGAGCUGUCGAUGGUGCAGCGGAGCGAUGCCGUGAGCAGUCUGGUUUAUGAAGCGAAUGCGCGGGUGAGAGAUCCUGUAUAUGGCUGUGUUGCCUCCAUCUCCUCACUCCAGCGCCAGAUUAACCUCCUCCAUGCGCAACUCGCCCUUGCACAGGCUGAGAUAGUCCACCUCCACCUUCAAAAUGCUGCUUUGUUUGCUUGCACUUCCACCGUGGCCAUGGCUCCACUCUGCAGUGAUGCUACAGCUUCAGCCAACACAUCACAGUCAGUAAUUGACAGUGGAAAUAUCAAUGAAAAGACAAUCUUCAGCAUUGACAUGCUCCUUGACCAUGCCAAUAUUGGUCUCCCCAUGUGGUCUUGUUAGCUCUCAGUGUUAUUUUCUUAGUCUGAUAUCUCUAUGUUAGUCUCUCCAACAUAUAAAUAUGUUCAACAAUAAGAUAGUAUGUCAUAACUAGUUUGCGGAUUUCUCUAACCAAUUAUGUCAUGUAAAUUUAUGCGUGUUCUUCCAAUGUCAGAAGCAUUCAACUGUGGUUGUGUGUCCUUGUACGUUGCAAGAUUAAUUUUCCAAUCUCAUAUCUAGAAAGGAAUGGCACA